UUGUUAAGGUUAUCGUCGAUAUCGUCGUGGAGGAAUACAAUCGCUCGUAUAAAUUGUAUCGGUGGGUUCUUUCAUAUUUUUACCUAACAAUAAGAUUACUGUGUUUUCAGGAUUUUCGUCCCAAUUUGUUUUCAAACAUGAGAUGCAUUUUUUGAGGGUUUCGAAUACAAAUGUAUGUGAGUUUGAGCAUCUGAAUGUCAAAAUUAAAAAAAAUUUCAGGGCCGCCGCGUUCAAAUCAGACAAUGUAGGAAAGUAGACGUUUUGAAGUGUGUUGUAGUUGUUGAACCGACGACGAUAUUUGAGGUAUGUAAUUUUUGUGACCCUUUUGAUGAAAAUUUUUCUUUCAAUACAAAAUAUCAAGAGCCGACCAGGCCUACUGUAGUUUGGUUCUCUCUUCAACGGCUCUUAUAUUUUCGGAUUCAAAGAAUAACUACAAAAUUGUGUCAAAUUUAGAAAAAAAAUUCAUAAAUUUUCAAGCUGGGAAAUUUGGCCGAAAAGUGCUUUUUUUGAAAACAUAUACAUUAAUUAAUUAAUUAAUUAAUUGUAAUUAGGGGUUUCCUAUGAAAUUUCAUUCCAAAAAUAUUUCUAAAAAUUAUAGAAUUCCCAUAAGUAAGAAAAACCCAAGGAAAAUUCGUUGUUUUUAAAAUUCAAAAUUUUACAGGAAAAUCAUAUCGCGAAACUGGAUGAAAACGCUUGGGCGGCUCAUAAUGCAAAAUCGACAUGCCCAGUCAACGAUCAAAGUUAA
This is a messenger RNA of Caenorhabditis angaria, 745 nucleotides long. The record is from the annotation of a GenBank genome assembly. Lineage: Eukaryota; Metazoa; Nematoda; Chromadorea; Rhabditida; Rhabditidae.